UCAAGUUCUCAUAUGAGCUUAACUAUGGGAGUUUGUGCUCUCCUAUAGAGGUAUAGGUGCGAUCCUGUAUUCAUCCCUUUACCCUUCACUUUGGACCUCACAAUGCGUCAAGAGAAUGCGGGACGGCGAUCUCGUCGGCAAACCGUCCCGUCCCGUCCGCCUCUGGAGUUAACAGGCAAGGAGACUGAGGAAGCUGAGGCAGUACCAGAUGGCCUGAAAUCGAUUGGGGACAUUUAUAAUGAACUUGAGUUUGUCGAAUGGUACAAUGAGUUGGAAGACAGUUUGCUCGAGAGUAGCUACGAUGAGUAUCAAGCCUGCCUUCAUGAGCUUCAGAUGUCAAAAUCACAUCUCGAUACGCUACUAUCUGAUACAUCAUCAACCCUCGACCUCCUAUCAAACCUGUCCAAAGACUUUAAAGCAGUAGAAUCGCAGACGUCCAAUUUUCAGAACCAGUGUGAAGGGCUCCUCUCCGCUCAGAAACGCGACUCAGAGCUAGCUACAGAUAUCCAAGAUAACCUCCAAUACUAUGACUUCCUGGAUCCCGCUUCAAGGAAGCUUAACGCUCCGGGUGCUGGUAAUACGGUUCGCGGUCAGGACUUCUCCGAUAUGCUAAGGCGGCUCGACGAAUGCUUGGACUAUAUGGAAAUACAUGCCGAUCAGAAAGAGGCCGGUGUAUAUCGCUCCAGGUAUAGGCUCCUGAUGACACGCGCCCUCACGCUCAUUCGGGGACACUUUGUUUCUGCACUGCGCGACGUAUAUUUGAGUGUCUCAAAAAAGAUAGCAGAUAAACAGCUCAACGAUACUACUAUGUCUGCUCUACUUUAUGCAAAGUUCCGAGUUGGCGCGCCUGAGUUGAAGCAGAUCGGCCUGGAGAUCCAGAAGAGAGCAGUUCCCCCACUGGAUCCUGAGCAAGGGACGGAAGCUGAAUAUCAAAGUCUUCUCAAUGAGCUCCAUGCCAAUUACGCAGCUAUACGUGGUAAACUGAUUGUGCCACUAGUGCGUAAGAAACUCAAUGAGAUUGCGCAGGCUCCAAGUACAUCGACGGAUCUGGUUGCUUUCGCUCGUGGCAGUAUCAGCUACAUCCGCGGUGUAUGUCUGGACGAAUUUGACCUGUGGGGUGAAUGGUUUCACGGACAGGGGGGCUUAUACGACUUUCUGGAAACAAUAUGUGAGCCGCUUUACGACCAUCUUCAACCCAAAAUCAUACACGAAGAUAAAAUAAUCAAACUCUGCCAACUUUGUGCUCUUCUUCAAACUCGUUAUCUUUUCGACCAGGAGGAAGAGACCGAGCCCAUAGACGUCAACCAACUCGACUUCUCUACAUUGAUUCAACCUGUGCUGGAGGACGUUCAGACUCGGCUCGUUUUCCGCGCCCAGGCCUUCCUUCGCGACGAAAUCGAACGGUACAAGCCUCGCCCCGAUGACCUUGAUUACCCUGCGCGCAAUAGACAGGCUUCCAUAUUAGUUACGGAUGGGCAAAUUUCAGGCCGGAAGGUUACGGCUGCUGAUGCUCUCUCAAACCUUCCCAAGCCCGUAAAGCAGCCCGAAGACGGCGUAGACUCUCCGUCAGAACAAGACUCAAAGUGGGACUUCGAGUCGCAGGUCUCGCCGAGCAACUGGUACCCAACAUUACGGAAAGCCAUCUGGCUUCUGAGCAGGAUCUACCGCCUUGUAAAUUCCACUGUAUUUGAUGAUUUAGCGCAUCAAAUCGUCCACCAAACCAACAUCUCUCUUCACCAUGCGAGCUCCCUGAUUGCCAGCAAAUCCGUCACAGACAGCCAACUGUUUCUCAUGAGCCACUUGCUCACCUUAAAACAGCAGAUCGUCGCCUUUGACAUCGAAUAUGUUGCCCCUGAAGUCUCAUUCGACUUCUCAGGCGUCACAAACACAUUCUGGGAAUUACGAGAAAGGGGCGGUCUCUUCAACCCCCGCAAUCUGAUGCGCCUCGUUGGCCACGGCCUACUACCCCGAGUCGUAGAGAACAUGCUAGACGCAAAGGUAGAGCUGGACGGACGACUCAGAACGGUGAUCAACGACUUCAUCAGCGGAUUCGCCACCACGAUGACGGCCUCCCUCCCGGCCAAGUUCGUCGAUACCCGAAACCUGCAGCGCGGGGAGCUGAUCUAUCCUACAUGUCGAAACAUAGAGAAAGAAGUCCCGAAUCUCCGAACGAUCCUCAGCGACUACCUUGACGAUGUGCGUAUGAAGGAAACAUUAGUGGGUGCCGUCCAGGAACGUGUUAUCCAGAUAUACGAAGAAUUCUUUGACAAGUACAUGUCUUCGGAGAAGAGCAAGGGACAUUUCGUGAGUACCAAGGGCAAGGGUCGUGAGGAUGCCGUAUGGGAUGUGGACACCUUUGCAGAGUGGUGUGAGAGUAUCUUCCGAGUUGGUAUCUCCAAUGCAGACGAUGAAGCUACGAGCAGGAGCAGGAGCGGUAGCCUUGAAUCUAGGAGUCGGUAGCUGGCUUAUCAUUUUUUGGAUAAACAUCAAGUUGCUGAAUGUAUAUACAAAAAUCUCUAUACUGGAGACAUAUCCUCCCAAUACCAUGUCCAUAUUGUUGCAACGUCUGUACCUAGACCUAUACAUGAUUGUAACGUCACCCUACUCUUGAU
Molecule: messenger RNA, 2612 nt
Organism: Aspergillus caelatus
Lineage: Eukaryota; Fungi; Ascomycota; Eurotiomycetes; Eurotiales; Aspergillaceae
Product: Golgi transport complex subunit COG3
Exons: 4
Coding region: 103-2460 (785 amino acids)
Biological process (GO): Golgi organization; cytoplasm to vacuole targeting by the Cvt pathway; intra-Golgi vesicle-mediated transport
Cellular component (GO): membrane; COG complex; cis-Golgi network
Source: RefSeq, a predicted model, not a curated record